Gossypium arboreum is the source of this 2224-nucleotide messenger RNA. Its product is annotated as receptor-like cytosolic serine/threonine-protein kinase RBK2. The transcript is spliced from 6 exons. The coding region runs from base 489 to 1760 and encodes 423 amino acids. Gene Ontology annotation, biological process: protein phosphorylation. The record is from RefSeq and is a predicted model, not a curated record. NCBI's taxonomy places the organism in Eukaryota, Viridiplantae, Streptophyta, Magnoliopsida, Malvales, Malvaceae. Gene Ontology annotation, molecular function: protein kinase activity; ATP binding.
AAGAAGUAAUAUCCACUUCAGAAACAAAUAAUAAACAUUUUUUUUUAAGAAAGAAAGAAAUCAUUGAAAACAAUAUUGAUGGAGAAGCAAGUGAUGAUAAAAAGCUUAGAGUAACCGCAAAUUUAUGUGCACCUCUUCUUUAAUCGUCCCCUCUUUUGUUUUUGUUUAAUAUCUUCCAUAUCUUCUGUUGUUUUUUAUGUUGUUUGCUUCUUUGUCUCACAAGUAUAAUAUCUGUAUAUUUCUGAACAACUUAAAACCUUCAUCCUCAAAUGGUAUUCACUCAUUCUCUUUGCUUCUUUUUUUUUUUUUUUCUUUCUGGGUUUUUACUUCUCUUUGUUGUGUUGCUUAUCCAUUAUAUUUGCAGGGAAAUCAAAACAAUUUUGCAAGUUAAACUGGUGGGGGAAGACAAGAAAAAGAAAACAGAGUACUCUGUAUCUGUGUCUCCCCUGUUUUGCCUCUUAUCGUCUGCAACAUGAAAGUUUAAAAAAAUGGAGAAGAAGGUGGAUACAUGUUCUCCAACUGGUGUUCUGGAGGAUUUCUUUAGGAGUGAAGAAUUCGAAAGGACUAACUCUUGUAAAGAACCAACAAAUGAUCAAAGCUCAAAGCAAGGUGGUUCUAAAUGGCGAGGAUUGGCACAAUUAUUCCGAAGUAAAUCGAAGAAAUCUUUAGCGAAUUUGCAGAAUUUCGGGUCAUUUAGGCUGUCGUUAAGGAGUAAUAGCAUGAGAGGAAACUUUGCUGUUGCACCAGAUUUUCUUUCCGGUUCAUAUAAUCAUAGGAAAAUUUUUACCCUUUCAGAGCUUCAAGCUGCCACAAAAAACUUCAGCACUGAGAAUCUUGUCGGAAAAGGUGGUUAUGCUGAAGUCUAUAAAGGGAGUUUACGAAACGGACAGCUUGUUGCAAUAAAACGACUAACAAAAGGCACAGCCGAUGAGAUUAUAGGGGAUUUCUUGUCUGAGCUUGGGAUUAUGGCUCAUGUGAACCAUCCCAACUCUGCUAAGUUAAUUGGUUAUGGAAUUGAAGGUGGAAUGCAUCUUGUCCUUGAGUUGUCUCCAAAUGGGAGCUUAGCUUCUCUUCUUUAUGGUUCAAAGGAAAAACUGACAUGGGGUAUUAGGUUUAAGAUUGCUUUAGGAACAGCUGAAGGUUUAAGGUAUCUUCAUGAAGGUUGCAAGAGGAGAAUCAUACAUAGAGAUAUCAAGGCUGCAAAUAUUUUGCUUACAAAGGACUUCGACCCUCAGGUACCCUCCAAAACCAAAUCCUUAAACGUUCCAUUUCUUACAUUGUUAUAUAGUAACACAAGAAAGCAACAGAUUUGUGACUUCGGACUCGCGAAAUGGCUACCCGAAAACUGGACUCACCACAACGUUUCCAAGUUCGAAGGCACUUUCGGCUACCUAGCUCCUGAGUACUUGAUGCACGGCAUAGUCGACGAAAAAACCGAUGUGUUUGCCUUUGGUGUACUGUUGUUGGAACUCGUUACCGGCCGUAGAGCUCUGGAUUACUCUCAGCAAAGCCUUGUAUUGUGGGCUAAACCUUUGCUAAAGAAGAACGAAAUCCGAGAGCUGAUCGAUCCCAAUCUUGGCAACGAUUACAGUGCUCGAGAAAUGAGCCUUGUCCUCCUAGCCGCUUCGCUGUGCAUACACCGGUCGUCGAUACGGCGUCCGCAAAUGAGUCAGGCACUGCAGCUACUUAAUGGUAAUCCCAACAGCUUAAAGAGCAUUAAGAAAUGUCGGGUCCCGUUUUUUCAAAAAAGCUUUCAAUGAAGAGAUUUGAAAUGGUGCAUGCAAAGAGAUGAAGUUGAAAAGGGGGACCAAAUUGAAAAGAUUGACUUUGUUUCACGUACAUUAAAAAAAAUGGGAUUUUUAAAAAGGAACAGAACAGGAUUAGGGUUUGGGUAGAAUUCCGAGGAGGGCAAAAAGGAAAGUGAAGAAUGGCAGUGUGUUUGGGACAUAGAAGACAUGUACAUAAGAGAAUCAUAGGGGAACAGAAGUAGAGAGAAUAUCCUAUGCUUCAGUCAAUUUUUGUCGGACAAAUAGAUUAAAGAGGAGAACCAGCCAUUGUCAUUCUUUUUUUUUUUUUUUUCUAAUUUAUUUUAACUUUAAAGCAAACUAUGAUUAAAGGAGUUGUUUUUUAAUUCCCAAAAGAAGGCUAUUUUGUUUUUAUUUUUUAAAUAAGAUAUUUAUUUGCUAUGUUAUUAUUCCACGUCAUCUUUAAUUUAUUCCUUCAA